Messenger RNA from Falco peregrinus (peregrine falcon), 7434 nucleotides. Its product is annotated as exocyst complex component 3-like protein 2. The record is from RefSeq and is a predicted model, not a curated record. Gene Ontology annotation, biological process: exocyst localization; exocytosis. NCBI's taxonomy places the organism in Eukaryota, Metazoa, Chordata, Aves, Falconiformes, Falconidae. The transcript has 15 exons. Gene Ontology annotation, molecular function: SNARE binding. Gene Ontology annotation, cellular component: exocyst. The coding region runs from base 1530 to 3503 and encodes 657 amino acids.
GGGAGAACUGUGCCAGAGCUGUGAAAAGCACUAUAUGUCUUAACUCUUGUCCUGUGUCUUGUAUCUUGCCCAUUUUCCACUGUGUUUAAAGCUUUUUAGAGGGUCUGUCUUUGCGCACAGUCCAUACUAAGGCAUUAAUGACAGAGAGGAUUCUGUUCUUAAAUCCUGGUUUGAAAAUCUCUUCAUAAUAUGUCCCUAGAAGAAACUCCUGGUUUGUUUAUUUUGAUUUGUCCUCUAGCUGUGGCUGGAUGCCCAGUCAUGGGCCAGAAUCAAAUUGGCCAAGUACCAACACAGAGCAAUUUGCAGCUCCAUGUAAGUGACUUCAGUUCAUUUUGGCCAUAUCUCUGCAGCAUUUCCCAGAGCCAGUCAUCUGUGCUUCAGCUGAUCAGGGUGCAGUAAACUGAACUCUGGCUUGCCCGCCUAAGCCUGCCAAGAAAAGCAUUAGCUAAGCAGAAACAGCUUGUAGCUGAGGGCAAAGACCAUCUUUCACAUCUAUUUCUGCACUGGCAAAAUUGUCAGACUGUGGGCCUUGAAGCUGAGCAUGAGCGCACACUGCUGAACAUGAGAGGUACCAGUUCUGUGUUUCCCUGAACUUUGGCAGUAUUCAAAAGAUUGGAUUUACAGGUUGACCUCUCUAUCUACCAAAUGCCUGUUUGGCAAUAUAGUUUUCUUGAAUGGCAUGCCCAAUUCCGGAUUCAGCUCGGUGCUGUUUGGUGGGGCUGUUUUGUGGGAAGGGGAGGCUUCCUCGUUCUGCAGUGGGUUCAGGUCCAGCCAGGAGACACCGUGGGUGUUGUCAUGAGGUAGUGCAGUCCUUUAAGCGGUCCUGGCUGCUGUUAGCAAGGGGCAAUUAUAGCAACAGGAAUGCCUGGAAUGUGAUGUUUAUUUCUUUUAAUUGCCCUCUGCUUUGGUGUCCAGCAGGGACGACCUCGAAGCCCAUUGGCACGACAGUAGUGUUUGCCCCUUUUGGAGGUUUGGGACUAUGUGGGCUCAAACCCGCUCCCUUUGCAUGGGGCAGGUUGAGAUAAGCCCCACGGCUGAGCUCCCGCCCUGUGUCUUACUUAAAUCUUUCCUAUUUCCCAUUAACUGUGGAGCUUUAAAAGUUAAACGGCAAGCCUCUUCCCUUCAGACCCUCUUCUUUCUUCACUGCUCUCAUGUUCAUUCUCAUUCCAACUCCCUGAGGGGAAAACCAAAUGCCAUUUGCAGUUCACUGCUGCCUAUGACAUUUAUUACCUCCGUCUUGCUCUCUCUCAGAGCAUGAACCCAGCCAACCAACUUCUUAUCAGUUUGACAGGCUGUGACUGUUGUCCUGGUGACCAGCAUAGUUGCACUAUCAUCGUGUACAGAAGGCAGUGAAAAAGAUGUCUUGACCUGUGGGUGCAGCUGUGCGUGCACAUGAUAUGCCAUAAAAGCUGGCCUUUCUGAACACUUACAACCAGGCAUAGCUCAUCAGACAUCAACAAAGUCCUGCACCGGACCCAAAAUCGUGGGAAGUAUUCCCAGCUGGACAGAAAGCACCUGAACCUGCUUGGAUGAUGAGGAAGACAAUGUAUUCCUGGGGACCCUUCGCAGGAAGAGGCAGCAAGUGGGAGCAAAUGGCCGGGGAAAAUGCAAGGAUGCUGCCCAAGGCCACGCACGAGGAGAGAAAGAAGCAGGAAUUGAAGAGGAGAGGGAAACUGAAAACCAUGGCAGGCAAAUUGCUAAAGGCUGUGGCUAGUGGGAAAGAGAUAGUGGAGGAGAAGGCUGGCGGUGAGGAUGUGGCAAGGAGUUUGCUGAAGAUGGAAACCAGUAGGAAGAGAGCGGGGGGAGAGAUGCCUGCAGAGGAAACCAUCUGUGGAUUCAUUGAGCAAGGAAAAUUUUUUGAAGCUUGUGAUUAUAUUUAUGAUCUGGAGCAUUCUGGUAAAGAUGGCAUGGAAAAGUCUGAAUCACUUUAUAUGCUACUGGCUGAACGAAUGUGGACUGUGGUGGGAGAAGCACUCAGUGGAAAUGGUAGGAUGUUCCUGGAGCCAUUGCAGUCAGUAGGGGAAUCACUGAAGUGGGAGAAGCAGAAGGAAGUGGAGUUGCUUGGCAGCAGCCAAGAGACAAAGUCUGUUUCCACCUGGAGUCCAAACUUCUGGAGGAAAGAUCUGGAGGAAAAACUAAUACAGUACCUGACAGCCCAGAUUCCCCUGUUUUGUUCUUCUGAUAACACAGACGAGGAUGCACUAAAACAGCAUCUGAGUCAGCUGGAAACAACGUUUCUCCCCAGCCUGGAGCAAAGAAACGAUGUCUUCAAGGAAGCAGGACUGCUCGUCACCUACGCCUGCUGCUGUCAUGCCUCUUUGUCUUCUCACCUUUCCACGCUUACUGACAGUAACCAUUUCAGCUUCAGCCAAUGUCUUUCAGUUUAUGAAUGGAGCCUUAAAAUGUACAAAAGUGGCAGCGAGACGUGUCUGAGACCCAGGCAGAUCUCCCAGCACAGCCUUUCCCUUGGUGUGCAGUGUCUCAUGUGGAUUAUUUUGAAGACUGAGGAAAAGUUACUUGCAUUCGCCCGGACGGAAGUAGGGAAGGCCCUGAAAGAAGCCUUUGAUAUUGGGAAACCCCCUUGUGCAGAUGCUGCAGUCAUUCAGAUACUAACAGAGAAGACAGAGGCUGCCUGGCAUGUCAGUGAGAGCCUGAGCGAGAGGGUGGAAGCUGUGUGCCUGGAGGAGUGCCUGAGGUUCCUGGAGAGCUAUGAAAAUGAAGUAAGAAGCUUUCUCCAGCUUGAUGGCUGCCCAGAGAUCUGCAGCAGUUUACGAAUCCUGCAGAACUGCUGCAUUUUCAGGACUGUCUGGUGUAAGCUAACAUACAUUUGCAGUGCCAGCACUGGUCAGGAUGUUAAGGUAAAUGGAUUACUAGACAGGAUGGAGGAUGAGGUUACGGAGCAUUUUCUGCAGACAGUCACUUCUAAAGUCAAGGGAACACUGAAGGAGCACUUCAAAAAGUGUGACAGUGGUUUUAACCACAUCCUCGAAUUCUUAAAGCAAAGCUUUUUGGCAUUUGGAAAGGAAAAAAUAGACAAAUAUGAGGCCCUCGUCAAGGCUGUCAACACCAUCGUUAUUACAGAAUAUGUGCAGGCCCUCCUGACCACUUCCAGGAAAGCAUCCUCUGUGCAGAGAAGGAGGAUUGCCAGCAAGAUGGAAGAAGAUCACAGGAUGCUGCAAACUGUCUUUGAAGAGUGUUUAGGUCCAGCAGCUGGUCCCCUCAAGGAUCCUAUAAAGCCAAUUUUAGAACUUAUUCAAACUUCUGAUGUUGAGGGGAUGAAAAUAGCCCUUCUGCCCAUUCUCAAAGAAUUUCCUGAUUUAAGGAAGGAACAUCUGAGUGCAGUGCUGGACAUCAGAGGCUCACUGAGCCGAGAAGACAGAGCUGCUCUCUUGAAGGCAUUUCAUGAUAAUUCCAGGGAAUCAGAAACAGAAGCAAACUUGCUUUUUGCAGAUAUAGAAGUAAAACCUAGAAAAUAUGGACUCUGUGGCUGCCUCUGCUGUUAGCAAAGGCCUGCUGUGAGAAACGUGAGGCCUUGCUCCCACAUGGCAGCAUCUGCAAUCACAGAUCCCUGAAAGCUUCAGGGACCCUUGCAGCUGGAUCAGCGGAGAAGCCUGGCACCUAUGGAAGACACAAUUCCUGUACUUUUGCAGGAAAACCAUAUGGCCCAAAUCCUAAUCUAUGCAUAGUCCAAGCAGAAGAUGAAUGUGAGGGAUAUGGCAGAAAGACAUUCCUUCAAAAUUUCCUAGAUAUUGCCACUCAGCUGAGUCCCAGUGAUUAUUCCCAGGGCGUGACAUGGUGGUAUGGGGAGGAGGAGGAGGAAGGUUCCUCCUCGCCAAAUUCCUCUCUGUUUCCAUCCCUUGUUUCAUGCAAUCUUACACAAAGCGGGACUGCUGUACCACACAGUGUCCUAGCAGAUGACAUGACAUCACAACCUCCCCCAGGGACCCAGGACCCUCCGUUAGGGAAUCCUGCCUAGCCUGUGGUACUGGUGGUGCGUGCAGCUUUGGGCACCUGGAUCCACCCCCCUGAAGCCUGACCAGCUCCAGGAGGGGUGCAGGCAGAGCUGCUUUUUUUCCUCGCUCCCCACACACGAAGGCUGUGACCUGCUUUGGGGGCAGCCUUCUGUGGUGCUGGCUGUGGGGUGGGGGGCUCUUCCCAUAUGAGUUUUACAGCUGGCUCUGGAGCAGAAUCUUGCAUUCAUUUUUGUGCCUCAGUUACUGGAAAUUUCCUCUUGGAGACGGAGGGGAAAGCCUCAUGGGAAGCAGGCAGUGAAAGGAGCUGUUUGUCCCAGCCUCUGGGCAAGUUCUGUGCUGUUUUCAGAUGUAAAUAGGUAGUUCCGCAGGGAAAACACUGACUUUUCUUCCCAGUUAUCUAUGGACUGGUCACGACCUCCAGCUGGAUUUAGUUCAAGGCCCUCCUUUGCUAUUGUGUUAAGAUAGGCCAUUACAGCUCCUCUCUGGCUGUGUAAACAAGCGAAAAAGCUCUGCCACCUCAGACAUACCAGUGCUUUUCGGAGCAGCCAUUCCCCCUCAGAUCUGCUUCCCUAACAAAAAAGGGGCAAAUCUGUGCAGCGCAGGCUCGGGUGGGUGCUGCUGUACUCUGCAGUGCUGUGCCAUCCCCCCAGGGACAUGGGGGUCCUGGCCCAGGGGACUUGUCUACCCAGAGCCCUUCAUGCAGGCAGGGUCCUGUGAGGUUGACAGGAGUUGGGGCAGGUUUAUAAUUGUCAUGAGCUUUGUUCCGGACAUAGCGCUGAGAGCAUGGCGAGUGGCAGAGAAGAGGAAAGCAGCAGGCUGCUCCGUGGCCAGGGAGAGUCCUCUGUGAGCUUUUGGGGCACCAGCAGAGCUCAGCAUCAUUACACUCCCUCCCUCAUAUCAUUAAAGGGCAGUGAGAGCAGCCCGUGGCCCGCCUGCCCUUCCUGACUGCGUGUCCGCUUCAAAAGCCCAGCUCCUGCAUCUCUUGCAUUUUAUAGCUGUUCAUUGCAGCUUUGGUGAGACCUUUCCCAGGAUGUGGGGACGUUGUGGGAGCCGGGGGAGCUGUAGCUUGGCCAGGUAGGUGUGGGUCAGGCUGUGGGGCUGGAUGGACACCUGCCCUCUGAAGGAUUUCAGCCCUGCUGGGCACACUGGGCCCAUCACCCUCCCCUCCUGCCUAAUUGCACAUUAUUUUCAAGGGCGGGAAGGGAUGACGGACCCGACUGUGACAGUAGGGUCAGGUCAGCCUCUGCCGAUGGGUAUUUCAAGCAAUGAGCCUUCCAGAGAAAAUAAAUAAACCCCCCUCUGACAUUUUGAUCACGGUCAGGCUAAAAAUAAUCCCACAGCAUGCGGAUGGCUCCUGCCAUGUACAUGUCGAUGCCUAUGUACGUCUGCCGUUUGACAUUCGCAGUAAGCUGAGGGUAUGUCCUGCUUGCAGGCAGUGGCUGGGAGCCAUGGGGGAGGCUGGGCUUGCUGCUACUGACCCUUUGGAUGAGAUGGCUGAGGACAAGCCACGCGCCAUCACGGCUGUGCCUGUCUUUGCAGCGUGGGCAGGGGCUGGGCAGCAUCUUCUGCUCUCUGCUUGUGCAGAGGAGCACCGCUUCCAAUGAGGUUUCGUAGCGGUGAGUUUCUGCACCCUACGUGUAGCAUCCAGUCUUGGAGAGGGCAAAUAAAGACUUGAAUCUGUCCAUGAGGUUUAGUUGCUGGCAGCACACCUGAGGUUUUCCAGAGCGGAGGGCUCAGGGAUGUUGGCUGAGGUGGGCAUGGGGGGGUGAUGGGGAGAGGCCACCUGGUGUGGAGACAGAUGGUGUGAGCAGGUUGUCCUCAGCCACCUACAAGUCGCCUGGGGAGAGCAGAUGUUGUGUGGGGAGGCUCCUGGUGCCUCCCCAGGAGGGGAGGCAGCAGAGGGGGGAUGCUGGGUCACUCCAGAGACUAUCUGGGGUGAUCAAGGAAGGGAGGGAGGCUGUGGGGAAGGGGGAUCAGGCAUUUCCCUUAUCUGGGGGAAUUGUAACCCACUCUGCUGUGUGCCCUGACCUUCCUGAAUGACCCAGCCUCCUCCUCUCGAGCCUUCACGCUAGGCUGGGGUUAAAGCGCUUGCGUGGGAUUUGUGUUGCUCUCUGUGGAGGGCUGGGAAGCAGGGUCACGCUCAGAAUCCUUCUGCAGGAUUAUCUUGUGGCCUCAGGAUGUGGGCAGGGGCAGUACUGCCAUUUCCAUCAGCCUGCGAGGGCCACCACAGAACCGUGCUGAGCAUCUCCCACUUGCCUUCAUGUCCAGUGGUACCAUUGCCACGUGCAGGCCAGGACUGCUUGGAGCUCAGCACCUAGAGGGUCCCGGCACAAAGACCCUUUCCCACUCCCUCUGCUCACUGGGAUCCCCUUGGUGCCAGGGUCAUGCCACUGCCAUGCUCACCCACAACCCAGACGUGCCAGCCCCGGGGACAUGGGCAGCGAGAAGUGACAUGCUGCUCCUGGCGGUUUGAUGCCCUGGCUUUUUUGGAAGCUGCUCUCUGUCCAUGAUCUCUCUGGCUCUGCACCAGGCCGACGGUUUGUGUGGUGAGCGAUGAUUUGUCACCCAUGUCCCCCACACUGCUCGGGGCUGGGGUUUGGCUGGUCUUUUUGAGGUGGUGUGUGUGGCACAGCCUCGCCAGCCAUCCCUGUCAUUUGAGCUCUCAUCUCCCAGGGUCACCUUCAGUCACCUUCAGUGCUCAAUGCUGAAGACAGUGGAAAACAGAUGCUCCUUAAUUAUGCUGCAGGGUCUGAGGAAAGACCUGACAUUUGCUGAGGUGCCAGCUGUGCUUCCCCGGUUGAUUUGGUGGCUUUGCCAAGGAUGUGUGACAGUGAACGGAGGGCUCAGUGAUGGAAAAACAGGUAUUGCUGAGGGUUUUGGACAUGCUGAGCUGUGUUGGAUAGCAAAUGUGCACGAGGAGAACCAAUCCCUAAAACUGUGAGACCUUAGAGAAGGCAAGCCACUAGUGGAUUGCAAAAUUAUACAGUAAAUUGUGUUUUAUUCCCUUUCUUCUCCUCUCACAAGAGGAGCCUGUCAAUGCUGGGAAACUAGUACACUGGUCCCUGUAUUAACUCGAAUAACUUGCACCCGCUUUUGAGGCUCUCCAGGCUCAGGCUCUACCAGCUCCCAGCUGGGAGCGAUGCUCGACCCACGGGUGGGAUGGGUGCACGUGCAGGGUCGGUGGCACCACAAAAGCCACGGCAGGUAAUUUCCCUGCAGGGAAACACCGCAGCACAUGGCUGAAGGCUUCAUUUUAAGGCUGAAAUGUCAGCCUUUACCCCAGCACCCCCCCGCUUCGUGCGGGAUGGAGGCACCACCAGCAUGUGCUGAAGCCUCUUGCUCUGGCCGGAGGGCUGGGCUCGGUCCCCCCAGUGUCCCCCUGCCGGCACCCCGGGCUGGGAAGGGUACACACCUGGUGCCAUCUAGUGGCACUGGGACACAGAAAAGGCCCUGGCUCUUU